CAGAAUCCCAUUGAGUGAGGAUCUACUCAAUGCUCGAAUGGUCAUGGAGGCGAAGCUACCUAAUUUGCCAAAGGACAGUGAGGAUGUUGAGAUUGAUUAUGAUGCCCAAUUCAAUGACCGUGAUGUUCGUAACGGUAUCGUGACAUGUGCGGCGCUCUCCCUUGAUGGUCACCAUGUAGCUCUUGGUUUUGGUAGCGGUGUCAUCGAGCUUGCCAAUAUUGACCAUCAGUGCACGAUUUCCCGAUUCCAGCUCGAUCGAUCCAACCAUCCAGUCUGGAUCGAAUUUGUCCAUGGCAGCCACCGAGUUGCUGUCGAGGACAAUGAGGGGAACGUCACCAUCCUUAGCCACGAUAUGGCCCCUGUUAAUAUUGGUACUCUUCCCAACAAUCCUCUUCCUGCUGUAACUCGAGUAUCAGAUAAUGGAUUAUUUAUCAUACGGGUUCCACAGAACACUGAUAGAUCUUGGUACGACAGCAUGACUCUCAUAUCCAUUUCGGGUGACCUGCACAUGCAGCACCUUGCACCUCCUUCUUCCAAUAAUUUCACUCCAACUUCCAACCCUCCUAUCCAUUCAUCCGCUGCCGGAAGAACCCCGCUUUUCGGAACUGUUGGCCCCGCUGGGCUACCAGUGUUCUUCGAUGGCAAAUUAGAAUUCAUUAUUCCCAAGGAGUAUUGCCCAGUUGUCUUUUCUGGUGCCGAAGGUUCAGGCGUUUGGUAUGGUGAACGAGUGCCAUCUGAUCCUACCUAUCUGUACAGCCCUCGGUCCAGCAAAGAUGGGACUCGAAUUCUCUCCCAAGGCCGACAGACAGCUCCAAUUGUCGUUGAUCUUAGUCAGGUCCUUUAGGAUAUUUGUGGUCAAUUGCAAUAUCUUCCUAUUUACCUUCCGUGUUCUGUCCACUAUCAGAGGGGGAAUUGCGAAGUUUCGCUAGGUCGCCCUUCCAUCUUUCUGGACUUCCCUCGGACGAGGUUCCCUUUCCCUAUGGUGCAGUGUGUAUAAAUACGGGCUUGGAGACUUCAACGGAUCUAUGACCAUUCCUUCCUUGCACUGUCGUUUAGUCCCGGGUUGGACAACAUGAAUGCUCAUCAGCGUUUGCAAUCAUAGACUUUUUGAUUUCGCGCUUUCCAUAGUUCCUUAAUUCACUUUCACUCUGCAUCAGAAGAAUGAAGGUAUCUAUCUAUCUGUCCAUUUGAGCCAACCUGCACCGCUAAAAGGCUUGGCCGAAACGGAUCACUUUGAACGUAUUAAAAAAAUCGGUAUUUCUUUUGCCAAUUUCCACCGUUUUGCCCGGCGUUCAUCCAUAAUGUGACAAAGAACCA
Cantharellus anzutake is the source of this 1317-nucleotide messenger RNA. RefSeq lists its product as uncharacterized. Lineage: Eukaryota; Fungi; Basidiomycota; Agaricomycetes; Cantharellales; Hydnaceae. The coding region runs from base 38 to 844 and encodes 268 amino acids. The transcript has 2 exons. The record is from RefSeq and is a predicted model, not a curated record.